Molecule: messenger RNA, 3615 nt
Organism: Hevea brasiliensis (rubber tree)
Lineage: Eukaryota; Viridiplantae; Streptophyta; Magnoliopsida; Malpighiales; Euphorbiaceae
Product: kinesin-like protein KIN-14T
Exons: 12
Coding region: 358-3195 (945 amino acids)
Biological process (GO): microtubule-based movement
Molecular function (GO): microtubule binding; microtubule motor activity; ATP binding
Source: RefSeq, a predicted model, not a curated record
GCACUUCAAUAUCUGAAAUUUCAACCCUCUCUCAUCUCUUGACCUUAAUUUUGGUUUUUCUUUUCUCAUAUAUAAUACUAAUGCAGUUCUAGAUAAACCCACAAAUGAUGGAAGUUUUCAGUCAUUCGACUGUUCAUUUUGACUGAAUGGAAUAGAAUAGUGUCUGAACUCUGUUCUGCUUAAUUUUGGCCUUGUCCUUGUUCAGGAAUCAGCGUACUUGGUUGUGGUAUUGCUUAAUUUCCUCUGAGAUCCCUUGUUUAGCCUUCCAUGGUUCGAGUUACAGCUCCCAAGUUCUGAGCCUUUAGCCAACACAGAAUCAUCAAUGCAUUUCUUUCUGUGCAUUUUUUCCCCUAGAGAAUGGGUACAAGAAAAUCUAUUAGAAACCUUGAUGAAACUCUUGAUGCUCUACUGGGUCUAAAGGCACAUAUAACUCCAAACUGGGUCAAAUCAGUUUGCAAUAUUGUAAAGACCCUUUCUUCUGAGUUUAGUGCCAAAGAUGAUGAUAAUGAUGAUGAUGAUGAUUCUAGCAAUGCAAUUUCAAAAAUAAAAGAUGAAGUUGAUGCUUUGACUGGCCGUAUAAACCAGCUCAACAUACAGAGAAGGCAGCUCCUGAACCAUUAUCUGGACUUGAAAGGGAACAUUCGUGUAUUUUGUCGCAUAAGCCCGAUCACAAUAGGGGAGAAUCUUGGUCGAUUAAGACCUGUAGUGGCUGUGGAUUCAAGUAACGUUCUUUUAAAUCUUGCUGAUAAUAAGAGUAAGAACUACAGUUUUGACAGAGUUUUCCACCCAGAUUCAUCACAAGAUGAAGUUUUUUCCGAAGUUGAACCAGUCAUCAAAUCUGUCCUUGAUGGUUACAAUGCUUGCAUUUUCGCCUAUGGUCAGACUGGCACAGGAAAAACUUUCACAAUGGAAGGCAGAUCAGAUGCUCCUGGAGUAGUUCCUCGCACAUUCCAGGAACUAUUUAAGCAAGCAGUGGAAAGUAACCAUUCAUUUCUCAUCAGAUUCAGUAUGCUUGAGAUUUACAUGGGAAAUCUCAGGGACUUGCUAGUCCCCAAGCCAACUAGAGCUACAGAUCCCAUCUCUCCUUGCCUUGCUAUUCAAACAGAUCCUGAGGGAGGAAUUGAAAUCGACAACCUUGUGUCAAUUCAAGUGAAUGACUUCCACCAGGCUUUGAAGCUGUACAGAUUAGGAUGCCAUUUCAGAUCAACAACCUCGACAACCUCCAACAUAACUUCAAGCCGAUCUCAUUGCAUGAUACGCAUAGCAAUAACUUGCUUUGAUGCUCCUGAGAGGCGACGGGAAACAAACAAAAUUUGGUUAGUGGACCUUGGAGGAAGUGAGCGUGUGCUGAAGACAAAGGCAUGCGGGAAAAGACUUGACGAAGGAAAAGCUAUUAAUUUGUCACUCUCUGCUCUUGGAAAUGUAAUUAAUGCCCUCCAGAUGAAAAAGCGUCACAUACCUUACAGGAAUAGCAAGCUGACACAAGUUCUUAAAGACUCUCUAGGCAAUGAUUCAAAAAUACUAAUGCUAGUCCAUGUCAGCCCCAAAGAAGAAGAUUUGUGUGAGACCAUAUGUUCUUUAAAUUUUGCAACGAGGGCAAAAAACACUCGCCUAGGAAAUGAGGAUACAACAGAAGUAAGAGAGCAGAAGAAAGUAGCAAUAGCAAAUCUGCAGCAAAAGAUGAUAGAGAUUGAAUAUGAGCGGCUGCAUGUUAGACAAGAAAUUGAGAAAUUGGAAAGGAGGUUACAAAAUCUCAUAGGAAAAAGUUUAUCUUCUAAAGGGCAAAUUGAAGCAUAUAAUUUUAUUGAAGAACCACUUACAAAGAAUGGUGUUGGAGACACAAUAGUAGCCUCCAUGUAUAAGGUACCAGGAUUUAUGAGGCCAACUGUUUGCAGCCAAAGAAAAUUAGGGACAAAUUACAAAGUUCCAGUGUCUGGAAGAAGGAAAAGGCCACCAACCCAUCAUGCUGAGUCUCUGGCUUCUCGUGCGAAGGAUCACUCAGAUUACAAAUCAGAACAUAGUGUGUUUAGAUCUAGCUGGUUGUUGGGAUUAGACAUGAGAAACAGUGUUGAUAAUACAAUAGAAUGCAGCCACGACACCCUUGAAAUUGAAACUAAAAUGACUAAUAUCCGAGAGCAAGAAAAAACACCUUGUUCAGCUAGUCAUAUGAAUGGCAUUGGUCACAUUCAGAAAGUUACAAAUAGACAUACAGGAAUGACUAAUAAUUACAUCAAAAUUUCUAAGGUGGGCAAUUGGUUAGAUCUGCAAAAGAAUGAAACCAAUAUGAGUGGUUACACUUACAGGACUAAGCGUGUUUUAGCUAUUCCUACCCCUAAGAAGAAGCAUAAGCAUAAUGAGCAGAGCAAAGAGAAGGAGGUUUUUGAUGAAAAAAUACAUAUUUUUUGUGAUUCUACAAUGCAAAAGGUCCAUGGUGAAAAAGAUAAAAUGGUUAUAGAUGGCGGAGUUGGAAUGAUCAUAUCAGAAGUGGUGAUUGACAAGCAAUUAACAAAUUUCCAGGAUUCAUUCAAUGAGGACUCGAGAUUUGAUUUCAGCUCCACAUCUCAGAGUCAGGCAGUUGUAGGAAAGAGAAUGACACAAACAGAAGAUUCUGUAUAUAACUCAUCAACAGAAGAUGGAGAAUGGAACACUUUUUGUCCAAAAGAUAUGUGUUGUCAUAGACGAGCUGAUUGCAAGGAUCAUGAUGGAGCCAAUGCACCAUGUAUCUUGAAGGCAGUAGAAGGCAAAAAUGAAAUUUCAGACAGUUUCCAGUUAAAGAACAAUGGAUGUUGGGAGCAUUUGCGAUCUGCUUUAGGUGGCAGUAACAUCUACUCAAAAGGGGAUUCCAGCGACUCCAUGUCGAUAUUAGAAGUUGAAUCAUGCUGUUCACAAGUAUCCAUUGAAUCGGUUAUGGAAGAUGGUGAAAGGCAAGACUCGGAUUCCUCCAUUCAAUUCUCAGCAAAAGAAAGAAGAUGUGACAUACUCCAACUGAGAUCUCAAAAAGAGUUAUUUGAGAACUAUUCAAACAAGAAAGAUUUAACCAAGCCAUUUUAUAAACCUCAAGGAGAAACACAGAGGACAGGAAUAUUCCAUAUUCUUAGACAGAAAAUAGAGAUUUUAUGCAUCAGUGCUCUUCUAGGAUUGGGGUUUUGUAACCUGGGAUAUGAGCAUGAGUUCUUCGACAGUUUAAUGCUUUGAAGCAACAAUAAUGGAUGAAAGGGUUAACAAUUUCUUGUGUGAUGGUGAUAGAGACUGGCGUGUGGUGAGAUGCAAGUGGAAUGUCGUGAAAGCUCAUAUUGUGGCCUUUUGUCAUAGUUACUUGGAUGCAAUCUUAACCUGUUUAAGCAAUUAUGUGUGCAAGCACAUUUGUGCAAUAAAGCAGGUGUAUAAGGUUUUCAAGCCUUUAUCUAAAUGAUUUACUGAAAUUCUGUACCCACUUCCAUAGCAACAAGGCUCUCAUUGAAGCUCUGCUCCAGCUUCCAUACCUGGAAUGUCCAUGAAGAAACAAGAGGAUGCAAAUAUUUUAGAUGUGCACCUGGUAGUCUAACAACUAUUGGUCUAUGUACAUAUUUAUAUGCAUGUUUAAUUAUAAGUAUGCAAUAGGCUCAUUUGGUUUUA